This is a messenger RNA of Microthlaspi erraticum, 819 nucleotides long. Lineage: Eukaryota; Viridiplantae; Streptophyta; Magnoliopsida; Brassicales; Brassicaceae. The record is from the annotation of a GenBank genome assembly.
AUGGGGAAGAGAAGAGGCGUCUCCGCCGUGAACGUGGUUUUCGGAUGGGUCAGAAAGCAAUCGAGCAAGGUCAAGAUAGCUUUGGGGAUUAUCAUGUCCCUGAUCCUCGUCGUGUUUCUGAAAUUAACCGUUAAGAAUCACCAACACUUUUUCAUCGCCUCCGAGCUCAUCCAUGCCGCCGGAAUCUUAAUCCUCAUCUACAAACUCACUCGCCAAAAGACUUGCUCCGGUCUUUCUUUAAAGUCUCAAGAAGUGACAGCAGCAUUUCUAUUUGUGAGACUGGGCUGCAGCAUAAGCAUGGAAGGUGAUAUACAUACAAUUCUCGACUUCGCCUCGUUGGUUUCGACUCUAUGGGUCAUUUUUAUGAUUCGUUACAAGCUCAAAGCAACUUACAUAAAGUCUCUCGACACUUGCUACAAUUACUAUGUGCUUGUUCCAUCUGCUAUCCUUGCCCUCUUUAUCCAUCCGAGUACGAGUUAUCAUAUAAUCUAUAGAGUGAUGUGGGCGUUUUGCGUUUACUCGGAAUCUGUCUCUGUUCUACCUCAGCUUCGGUUGAUGCAAAAUGCGCAGAUCAUAGAGCCUUUCACAGCUCAUUAUGUGUUUGCGUUGGGAGUAGCUAGAUUCUUGGCAUGCGCUCAUUGGCUUAUCCAGGUCUAUGACACUCGUGGACAUUACCUAUGGCUGGUCGGGGCUGGUUACUUUUGGUUACCGGUGGCUCUAUUAGCCGAGCUGGUUCAAACCUUCAUCCUCGCCGACUUCUGCUACUACUAUGUCAAAAGUGCUAUGGAGGGUCAGCUUGUACUGAAGAUGCCGGUUUAG